Messenger RNA from Silurus meridionalis, 3463 nucleotides. RefSeq names its product thyrotropin-releasing hormone-degrading ectoenzyme-like. NCBI's taxonomy places the organism in Eukaryota, Metazoa, Chordata, Actinopteri, Siluriformes, Siluridae. The transcript has 20 exons. Gene Ontology annotation, cellular component: cytoplasm. Bases 386 to 3352 code for a protein of 988 amino acids. Gene Ontology annotation, biological process: proteolysis; peptide catabolic process. Gene Ontology annotation, molecular function: peptide binding; zinc ion binding; metalloaminopeptidase activity. The record is from RefSeq and is a predicted model, not a curated record.
UGUGUGUGAGAGAGAGAGAGAUAGAAAGAGAGAGAGAGAGAGAGAGAGAGAGAGAGAUGAAGCUGAUGAGCUGAAGGCAGCCGGGUGCAUGUGUAGCGGGAUGCAGCAUCGCGCAAACCAAACGCGAAGCUUCGCGCGCUGGUGCGGGAUCCGGUAGUGAGCGGGGGCGCGCGCUGAUCACGGAACGCAUUCUAUAUUUAUAUAGAUACAUUUAUAUAAAUAUAUAUACUAUCUCCCCCUCCUUCUUUCUCUUUCCUCCCCCGUCCACGUGCUGAAGGCGGAUGUGAGCGUUAAAGCGCGAGCGGCGGGGCCGAGGAUCCAGGGAGCACCGCGAAGCUGGAAAGAGAUGCUGCGUUAAGUUAAGGCGCUGUGAUUUAAAGUGUCAAUGGGGAUUGAGGACCUGAGCAUGAGGAAUGGAAGGGCACUGUCCGACCAAUGGGCCGACGGGGUGGUGGUGCGACCCCGGACCACUGAGCAGCACAUCACUGUUCACAAGAGACUUGUGCUCGCCUUUGCCAUCUCCAUCCUCACACUCAUUAUUGUGACAGCCAUUGCCGUGAUGCUGGGAGUACGCUUUGAGAAAUGCAUUGGGGCCAGUGAGAGAGUUGUUCAACCAGGUACUGGGUCCAAUCAGUCACGAGAUGGAAAUUCUGAGCAUAAAGGAGAAGAGAUGCAGCCAUGGCGCCAUUCACGCUUACCAACCACACUACGCCCACGCCACUAUGACCUCCAGCUCUCGGUGUACAUGGACAAUUACACCUUCUCAGGCAAAGUGAGCAUCGAGUUUGAAUGCGUGAACGCUACCAAGUUCAUCGUGCUGCAUGCGGACAGGCUGGAUGUGGAUAAGGUGGCUGUGUACUCGGAUAGUAAAAAACCGGGUACGAUGAGGGUCCACCGGCACUUCCACUACGCUCCCAACCAGGUCUAUGUCAUCACUUUGCAUCGGGAAAUGAAGCCACUCAGAACAUACAAGAUCAACAUCACAUUUGACGCUCAAAUAGAAAAUGAACUAUUGGGCUUCUUCCGCAGCUCAUAUAUGCUGCACGGAGAGAAAAGGUAUCUCGCUGUGACCCAGUUCUCACCGACUCAUGCGAGGAAGGCUUUCCCUUGUUUUGACGAGCCGAUCUACAAAGCCACCUUCAUUGUGAGACUGAGGCAUGAUGCCGCUUAUCAGUCCCUCUCUAAUAUGCCCAUUGAGGCAUUCAGCCUGGAGGAGGAUGGCUGGGUCACCAAUCAUUUUUACAGGACACCUCGCAUGUCUACUUACUAUCUGGCUUGGGCAAUAUGCAACUUUACCUACCGAGAGGAGAUCACAGAUACUGGAGUUGUGAUCCGGCUCUAUGCUCGACCUGAUGCUAUUCAGAGUGGAUCAGGAGAUUAUGCCCUGCAGAUCACCAAAAGGCUUCUUAACUUCUACCAGAAUUAUUUUAAAGUGAAAUACUCCCUGCCUAAACUAGAUCUCCUGGCUGUGCCGAAACACCCGUAUGCAGCGAUGGAGAACUGGGGACUUAGUGUGUUUGUUGAGCAGAAGAUUUUGCUGGAUCCAGAAGUCUCCUCUUUCUCCUACCAGAUGGAGCUCACCAUGGUGGUGGUGCAUGAGAUCUGCCACCAGUGGUUUGGAGACCUGGUUACUCCAGUCUGGUGGGAGGACGUAUGGCUCAAAGAGGGAUUUGCUCAUUUCUUUGAGUAUGUUGGGACUGAUUUUCUCUUCCCAAAGUGGAACAUGGAGAAGCAGAGGUUCCUGACUGACGUGCUUCAUGAGGUGAUGCUACUUGACGGUUUGGCAAGUUCUCAUCCCAUCUCCCAGGAGGUUUUUGAAGCUGCUGACAUUGACCGGGUUUUCGACUGGAUCGCUUACAAAAAAGGAGCAGCACUAAUCCGCAUGUUGGCAAAUGUCAUGGGACAAGCUGUAUUUCAGAAAGGCAUCAAUGACUACUUAAUGACGCACAUGUACGGAAAUGCAGCAAGGGAUGACUUGUGGAACAAGUUUUCAGAGGCCAUGCAGAGUGAAGGGAAAGACAUCAACAUCAAAGAAGUAAUGGAUGGUUGGACUCUUCAAAUGGGCUAUCCUGUGGUCACCAUCAGCAAAAAUGAGAGCCUGGACAACAUGGUCACUGUAAACCAGGAACACUUUAUCUAUGACAUGGAAGCCAAGAGCAGCAAACCGGACAUUUUCAACAAUAGUUUCCAGUGGCAGAUCCCGUUGACCCUAGUCGUGGGAAACACCAGUCACAAAUCACCAGAGACUGUCAUAUGGGUCUCUAAACAGACAGAGAUGCACCAUGUGGGUUACAUAGACGAGAAGACAUGGUUACUGGGAAACAUCAAUCAAACAGGCUAUUUCAGGGUGAACUAUGACCUUCACAACUGGAAACUUCUUAUCCAUCAGUUAAUGACCAACCCCACAAUCAUCUCUGUAGGCAAUCGUGCUGGCUUGAUUGAUGAUGUCUUCAACCUGGCUAGAGCUGGCUAUCUCCCACAGAGCAUUCCAUUACAGAUCAUCUGCUACCUGUCUGAGGAGGAUGAGUUUUUACCCUGGCAUGCUGCCAGCCGAUCGUUGUACCAACUCGACAAGCUGCUUGACCGCACCAAGGACUAUAGCAUCUUCAGUAGCUAUGUGUUGAGGCAGGUUGAGCCAAAGUAUCAUAAGUUGGGAUGGCCAAGUGUGAAUGCAGACGGCUCCUUCUUGCAGGCCACCUACCAGACAGAAGAGCUACAAAGAGCGGUGAUUAUGUUGGCCUGCAGUUUUGGAAAUAAACACUGCCACCGGCAGGCUGUGUCCCUUGUGUCCGAAUGGAUCUCAAGCAACAAGAACAGGAUUCCCCCAAAUGUCAGGGACAUUGUCUACUGCACAGGUGUCUCGUUAAUGGAUGAAGAUGUCUGGGAGUUCAUCUGGAUGAAGUUCCACUCCUCCAUGGCCAUCUCAGAGAAGAAAGUCCUGUUGGAGGCCCUAACCUGCAGUGACAACACGUACCUACUCAACAGACUUCUCAAUUUGUCUCUAAGCUCAGACCUGGUGCCAGAUCAAGAUGUGAUCGACAUCAUCAUCCAUGUUGGUCGCAACCCACAUGGACGCCGUUUGGCAUGGAGGUACUUCAGAGAAAAGUGGGACAUAUUAAACUCUAGGUAUGGUGAAGCUUUAUUUAUGAACUCUAAACUAAUCAGCGGUGUGACGGAGUUUCUCAACACAGAGAGCGAACUAAAUGAGCUGAAGGAUUUCAUUCAGAUGAACAAUGGAGAAGCAGUUUCAGCAUUCACUCGAGCGUUGGAGAUUGUCAAGGCCAAUGUAAAAUGGCACAGUCUUUACAAGGAGCAGUUCUUCCAGUGGCUGAGAAAAUCACCCAACGACUAACAAUCCACCAUGUUUAUUAUCUGUUAGCAUGGAGUCUCUAUCAAACAUUUAUAGACCAUUAGCCAUGGGAAAAGUAAAAGAACAAUAAAAAUAUCAUUUUUUUGACCCUGA